Messenger RNA from Lactuca sativa (garden lettuce), 447 nucleotides. RefSeq lists its product as uncharacterized. Lineage: Eukaryota; Viridiplantae; Streptophyta; Magnoliopsida; Asterales; Asteraceae. The record is from RefSeq and is a predicted model, not a curated record.
AUGGAACAAGUGCUCUCACUCUCGAUUAACGCUUCAUUCCUCAAAUCAGUGGCGAAACUUCCCAAGUUUUCAAAAGAUGUUAUGAUCAAUAGAAAGGAGUUGGAAAAAACUUCAGUAAUAGUUCUUAAUGAGUUAUGUUCAUCCGCGAUUAUCAAAGGAUUACCAAUCAAGAUGGGAGAUCCAGGCCAACUCACACUGCCUUGUAAAUUUGGUAAUUUAACUUCUAAUAAUGCUUUAGCCGAUUCGGGGGCGAGCAUUAAUCUAAUGACAUACUCUUUCUACCAAAAGCUCGAACUACCAAAACUACAAGACACAAGGAUGACCACUCGAAUGGCAGAUCACUCGACCACAUACCCACAAGGAAUCAUUGAAGACUUACUAGUGAAAGUGGGAAAGUUUGUUUUUCCGGUUGACUUUGUGGUUCUUGACGUGAAGGAGGAUGAAUAA